Messenger RNA from Cryptomeria japonica (Japanese cedar), 1235 nucleotides. RefSeq names its product proteasome subunit beta type-6. The transcript is spliced from 9 exons. Gene Ontology annotation, molecular function: threonine-type endopeptidase activity. NCBI's taxonomy places the organism in Eukaryota, Viridiplantae, Streptophyta, Pinopsida, Cupressales, Cupressaceae. Gene Ontology annotation, cellular component: proteasome core complex. Bases 234 to 935 code for a protein of 233 amino acids. The record is from RefSeq and is a predicted model, not a curated record.
UUGAGUUUCUAGAUCUCACAACAUUUAAAGCUAAUUGUUUAGUUUCGCUUUGGCCUGUUAACGCUUUCAGAAAAACAGAAGAAAACUUGGGCAUAAAGUCAUCUGCGUUGUGGAGCAAAAGCUCAGAGCCAUACCUUUUUAAUUUUACAAGCCUGAUAGUUUCGUCUGUUUGAGUUGGUCAUUCGUUCAUUUGAUUAACUAGGGUUUUUGAAAGUAUCGUUCAAAGGUUUCUCAUGGAUAUGGAUUGGGUAAACGCUGCCCAUUCUAUGGGGACAACCAUUAUUGGAGUAACCUACAAUGGAGGGGUAGUGCUCGGUGCAGAUUCUCGAACCAGCACGGGAAUGUAUGUAGCAAAUCGAGUGUCGGAUAAGAUUACUAAACUUACAGAUAAUGUUUAUCUCUGUCGAUCAGGCUCUGCUGCAGAUUCUCAAGUGGUGUCUGAUUAUGUUCGCUACUUUCUACACCAACAUGUAAUUCAACUCGGGCAACCAGCUACUGUAAAAGUUGCUGCUAACUUGAUACGUACACUGUCAUAUCAAAAUAAGAGCAUGCUCGAGACCGGCCUUAUAGUUGGUGGGUGGGACAAAUAUAAUGGUGGAAAAAUUUUUGCAGUACCUCUUGGUGGGACAAUGUUAGAGCAACCAUUUGCUAUCGGAGGAUCUGGUUCAAGCUAUUUGUAUGGUUUCCUUGACCAGGCAUGGAAGGAGGGAUUGAGCAAGGAAGAGGCUGAGGCUCUCGUUGUAAAAGCUGUUUCUCUGGCAAUAGCUAGAGAUGGAGCAAGUGGAGGGGUUGUGCGAACUGUUGUGAUAAAUUCUGAUGGGGUGACACGAAACUUCUAUCCUGGAGAUAAGCUUCCUCUAUGGCAUGAAGAAUUGCCUUUGCGCAAUUCAUUAUUGGAACAACCAGAUAGUGAGGUGGAACUUAUGCAUGCGUAGAGUUUAUUGUUCUGACUUUUGCAAUUAUGUUAUUUAAUACAGUUGUUGCACAAUGCUGAAAGAGCAUUCAAAACAAGCAUUAUUAGACUGAAAAGGUAUUUUAUGGUUAAAAUGCACGUUGAUAGUGAUUGGAAUCACCAAUUUGUUUACGAGGAUAACAUGUUGAUGGCACAAGCUUUAUUUGCCAAAUUUUAAAUAUGCCGAUAGGCAUUAGCCUAUUUAAUUGGGUGGGUGGCAGUGAAAAAUCAAUGAACUAAUAUUUUUAAGUGCAAGGCAAAAAGGAAUUGAGCGUUUUAUACC